Messenger RNA from Tinamus guttatus (white-throated tinamou), 968 nucleotides. The record is from RefSeq and is a predicted model, not a curated record. NCBI's taxonomy places the organism in Eukaryota, Metazoa, Chordata, Aves, Tinamiformes, Tinamidae.
CUAUAAGGUCAGUAGCUGACCAGGCUGCGACAAAGACACAUGAAGCUCAGCCACGGUGGACUGUUGCGGAAUGCUUUCCUGAGAAGGCAGGCUACUCUCUUAAUGACCUCUACCAAAAGGUGAAACUCCAGAGGGUAUUUCUGCUGUGGAAAACGAGGUUCUGCGAGCACCGGAGAGCUGAUUCUUUCUCUCAGGCUUUGGAGCAGUGCCGUCUGAGAGAAGCUCUGAGAUUGUGGCACCAAAUGUUUCUCAUGGUGAAGACAAUUAAACGAAGUCCUAAGCACUCUCCCAAGGCUGUUCAUAAAGAUCCUCUUGCCUUGCUAGUUUCUGAGGACCUCUCAACAUCUUCUGGCUUCCACAGCAGUGCUCCAGCUACUUUUGCUUCUCAAAGCUCAUUGGAAAAGGAAUAUAGUCCUAGUGACAGCAGCGAGCAGAGCUUUUCCUCCAUUCUGACUGCUGAGGAUGUCACACAAAUGCCCUAUUACAGUUCUUUACUGCAACUACACCAAUGCACAGAGCUGCCAGCCGAGCUGGGUGGGGAGCUCUGCUUGCAGGCAUCCUUUUCUCCACAGAGUCCUGGAUUGGGAGGAAAUUGCUUUGUGGGAGGACAGAUUCAGUCCUUGGCACUCCAUACUCCAGGCAGUAAUGUCCAGCCUCUUGCCAGUUCUUCUGCAUGGGAAGAGGACUGCAGUUUGGACAAGGAGGUGAAGCGUUACUGGCAACAAGCAGAGAAAUGCUGCCUACAGAGGUACUUCUUCAUCUGGUCAUCUCAAACUCAGCAGCUUGUGAAGGCCCAGCAAUACUGCAGACUUGUUCAGCUCUCUCGGCCAUUUCUCAGCUGGCACCACUGGGUUGUGGAGACUAAGAACCGAAAAGCAGCAGCAUCCAUAAAUCAUCACAUCCACUGCUGUCAAAUGGUUUUUAAUCUGUGGAAGAAGAGACUGUCCCAGAAAGGAAUCGGGUCAUGA